GCCUGGCCCGGAGGGGUUGGCCCUGGUGAGGGAACCCGGGAAGGCAUGGGGCCCGCCAUGCGGAGGCCGCUGCCUCGCGUGCGCCCCCUGUCGGGGGACGCGUACCUGGCCUCCUGGGGUGGAUGCCAGUUCUUCGCCCCUGCAGACCGCCCCCUGGUUCCAGCCUACGCCCCCUGCCGCCCCGGGCGCCUCCAGCGUCACCUCCUGAGCGGCGAGUUCGACCAGCUGCGCGACUUCCCCAUCUUUGAGAGCAACUUCGUGCAGGUGACACGGUUUGGAGAAGUCGCCAACAAGGUUACCAUGGGGGUGGCAGCCUCUAGUCCAGCCCUGGAGCUGCCAGACCUGCUGCUGCUGGCUGGCCCUGACAAGGAGAGUGGACGCCUACAGCUCCUCGGGCUGUUCCCUUUGCAAUUCGUGCAGCUGUUCGUGCACGAUGAGAGCCGCCAGCAGCUCAAGGUCAAGUUCCGCACAGGUCGUGCCUUCUACCUGCAGCUGCGCGCGCCUGCAGAGACCCGCGACCGCGAGUUCGGCCGCUGGGUGCGUCUGCUCUACCCCCUUCCCUCCCACUCGCCUGCCUGCGUAGUGCCCUUCACGCAUGAGGACACCGCUCCUGAGGAGGAGGACGAGGAGGAGGAAGAGGAGGAGGAGGGCGAGGAGGGACAGUUGCGGGCCCCGGAGCUUCAAGCCACAGAGGCCAGACUGGACCCGCAGGUCUCAGAACUCUGGGGGCUCUGAUUUAGACAAGAUCCUUCCAUAUCGCCAAAGGACCAGAGAUCAAGCCAGCUCACUUCAGAGCCAAAGAGAUGGAUUUUUAAAGUUAAUAAAGAUCGGGCUCUUAAGAACGAA
Messenger RNA from Cricetulus griseus (Chinese hamster), 846 nucleotides. The record is from RefSeq and is a predicted model, not a curated record. NCBI's taxonomy places the organism in Eukaryota, Metazoa, Chordata, Mammalia, Rodentia, Cricetidae.